AUGGCGGUCUUAAGUAGAAAACUGUGGUGGCAAUGGCGAAUUAUUCUGGUGGCGUUGACAGUUCAGUUAUCAGUCCUUGCCGGCGGCGAAUAUUUUAAGCCUUUCAACGUGACUUACGAUCAUCGAGCUUUAAUCAUUGAUGGUCAGCGGCGUAUGCUUAUCUCCGCCGGAAUUCACUACCCUCGCGCCACCCCUGAGAUGUGGCCGGAUAUUAUAGCUAAGAGCAAGGAAGGAGGAGCAGACGUAAUUGAAACUUAUACAUUUUGGAAUGGUCAUGAGCCUGUUAGAGGGCAGUACAACUUUGAAGACCGAUAUGACAUUGUCAAGUUUGCAAAGCUAGUUGGUGCGAACGGGCUCUAUCUACUUCUUCGUAUAGGUCCUUAUGUUUGUGCAGAAUGGAACUUCGGGGGUUUACCUGUUUGGCUCCGCGAUAUCCCUGAUAUAGAAUUUCGAACUGAUAAUGCACCAUUUAAGGUGGAAAUGCAAGGGUUUGUUGAAAAAAUUGUGGAGUUGAUGCGAGCAGAGUCUCUUUUCUCUUGGCAAGGUGGUCCUAUCAUUCUGUUGCAGAUAGAAAAUGAAUAUGGAAACAUUGAGAGCUCUUUUGGUUCGAAAGGGAAUGCUUAUAUGAAAUGGGCUGCAGAAAUGGCUGUUGGGCUGAAUGCUGGUGUUCCGUGGAUCAUGUGCAGACAAGUUGAUGCUCCUGAGUAUAUUCUAGAUACUUGCAAUGCCUAUUACUGUGAUGGAUUCAGGCCAAAUUCCCCAAAUAAACCGGUUAUUUGGACGGAAGACUGGGAUGGAUGGUAUACAAGUUGGGGUGGAAGAAUCCCGCAUAGGCCAGUUGAAGACAUUGCAUUUGCAGUUGCUCGCUUUUUCCAACGAGGAGGAAGCCUUAUGAAUUACUAUAUGUUUUUUGGUGGAACAAAUUUUGAGCGAACUUCAGGUGGACCAAACCAGAUUACAAGUUAUGACUAUGAUGCUCCAGUUGAUGAAUAUGGACUGCUGAGCCAACCUAAAUGGGGUCAUUUGAAAGAUCUACAUGCUGCCAUUAAGCUUUGUGAACCUGCUCUAGUUGCUGCUGAUUCAUCUGAGUACAUGAAACUGGGGCCCAUGCAAGAGGCGCACGUGUAUCGUGGACAUAUAAGCGACCGUGGCCAAAAUUAUACUUUAUACCAGAGCUGCUCAGCAUUUCUUGCAAAUAUUGAUGAGCAUAAAUCAGCUUCAGUGCGAUUUCUUGGUCGAGUGUACACUUUACCGCCGUGGUCUGUUAGUAUACUACCAGACUGCCAGAACGUAGCUUUCAACACUGCAAAGGUUGGAGCCCAAAUUUCUGUGAAAAGUGUCAGUUUGGAUAUCGCCUUACCACGAGAAGGUUCUCUUUUGCCACAAAUGAAGACUGAGGAUAUCGUAGCACCUAAUUUGGAAUCCUGGACUAGCUGGAAAGAGCCAAUUGGUCCAUGGGGGGAUAACAAAUUUACUUUCCCAGGCAUACUGGAACAUUUGAAUGUGACAAAAGACUUGUCUGAUUAUUUAUGGUAUAAAACCAGAGUUUAUAUUUCUGAAGACGAUGUGUUAUUUUGGGAGCAAAAUCAAGUCAAGCCUCUUCUCAACAUCAGUAGCAUGCGUGACGUGGUGAGGAUCUUCGUAAACGGAAAGCUUUCAGGUAGUGCAAAGGGCCAUUGGGUGAAGGUGGUACAGCCUAUUAAUCUUUCACAAGGUUACAAUGAUGUAGUUCUUCUGUCUGAAACGGUGGGCUUGCAGAAUUAUGGUGCGAAGCUUGAGAAAGAUGGUGCAGGUUUUAGGGGUCCAAUCAAAUUGGUGGGAUUUAAGAAUGGAGAUCUAGAUCUUACUAAGUCAUCUUGGACUUACCAGGUAGGGCUUCAGGGUGAGUAUCAGAAAAUUUAUGCUGUUGAUGAAAGUGAAAAUGCUAGAUGGACUACUUUUCCUCCUGGCUCAACUCCGUUCACUUUUUCUUGGUACAAGACUCAUUUUGAUGCCCCCGAUGGGACUGACCCAGUGUCUCUGAAUCUAAGAAGCAUGGGAAAAGGUCAGGUUUGGGUAAAUGGUCAUCACAUUGGAAGAUAUUGGACUCUUGAAGCUCCAAAAGAUGGUUGCCAAAAUAUUUGCGACUAUCGUGGUGCAUAUAAAUCAGAUAAAUGCACCAAAAAUUGUGGAGAGCCUACUCAAGUCUGGUACCACAUCCCAAGAUCAUGGUUGCAGAAAUCAGGCAAUUUACUUGUCAUUUUUGAGGAAACAGAGAAGACGCCUUUUGACAUUUUUGUUCAAACGCGCUUCUCAAAAAUAAUUUGUUCUAAAGUGUCAGAGGACUACUAUCCACCAUUAGAAAUAUGGUCGUCAACUUCAUACGUAAAAAAUGGGGUAUUUUCUGAUAGUGACAUUGUACCGGUAAUGAAAUUGAAAUGCGAAGAUGGGUACUCUAUCUCCUCAAUAGAGUUUGCAAGCUACGGUACUCCUCAUGGGAGCUGCCAAGCUUUCUCAUUAGGAAACUGUCAUGCUCCUAGCACAAGAUCUCUAAUAUCUCAGGCUUGUGUGGGAAAAAACAGCUGUGCAAUUAGGGUGUCAAAUUCAAUCUUUGGAGACACAUGCCGAGGUACUCUAAAGACAUUGGUUGUUCAGGCAAGGUGUUCUUCGACUUCUGGUAGCUCUUCAGCUAUGUGA
Molecule: messenger RNA, 2676 nt
Organism: Oldenlandia corymbosa var. corymbosa
Lineage: Eukaryota; Viridiplantae; Streptophyta; Magnoliopsida; Gentianales; Rubiaceae
Source: the annotation of a GenBank genome assembly